UUUGGGUCUUUAAAUAAUUGAUGUUGAAUUUUUAACGAUUCAUUCGUUUAGGAAGGAUAGCACCCUUUCUUAAAAUUAAAAUUGCAGUUUUUAAAUUAAUUACAACAACAAAAAAAUAAGAAAAACCUGAAUCAAAUAGUUUUGGUUAAUAUCCCUUUAUUAAGUGACCAAAUUCAAAACACAUGGUACUUUGUGCCUGACCACCGUUUAUCCCAUUUUUGAUAAAAAAGUGACACUUUAAUAUCCUAUCGAUUACUGGCCAAUCAAACCAUCACUACUAGAACCGCGUACAGCUUUCUCAUAAAAAUUAGUAUCGCGUCCCCUUCAAAUUGGCAAAUUCCCCGAAAUGUUGAACGCAAAAAUCCAAAAAUGUAACGUUGACCGAUCUCUCUACAAGAAGAGAUUAAGCGAUUCAGACAUUAAAAAAAUGCUUAGCUUUGUUAAGCGGAAAAAAGGAAAACCGAUGCCCUCUGCCAGAAAGUAUUACGAAACCAUGAUAGAGGCAACGGGAAUCGAAGGAUCUUGGCAGAACAUGAGAUCCGAACUACAAUUUCUAAAAAUGACGCUGUCAAGAGCAAAUUCUUGGCUGAAUAAUGUUGACUUUUCGCGGAAUAACAAGGAAAAGGCAAUAGACUACGCGCGUGACUGUUAUUGCCCAUAUUAUGAUCAGCUAGUUGAAAUAUUUGGUUCUGAUUUUAAAACUUCAGAAGAGUUGAAUAAAAACAAAAACUCUUCCGGCUCCGAUGAAAAACAGAAUCAAGCUGGUACGUCUAAGCCGAGAAUCUCAAGGAGGGAAAGCUCUCCUCAGAAAGCUAAAUUGCAGAACGAGAAUGUUCACCUUCAACGGAUUAAAACGAAGGAGGCAGCCGAAAUUGAGGAAAAGAAAGUUGAAAACCAAUUCCUUUUCAGAAAAUUAGAACUGGAGGAAAAUGAGAGAAUUGCAUUGUUCGAGAUUAAAAUGAAAUACAACUAAGCCUAAUAUAUAAAGUCAGAAGGUCAACUAAACACCGUUCAAAGCUCAAUUUUUCUCUGAGAUUUCGAAUUUAGUUUUAUGUUUAAAAUACGUUCUUUCCUUGCUUAUAUACUUUGAAUUUAAUAAUUUGUAUGUUUACUUAACUAAAAGUUGUAUGCUUUAGUUAUGAUUAUGUACAUGUCAACAUGAUUUAAAAUUUUGAGAUAUGAUUAAAAUCGAAAUGUGUUUUUUUUAGAA
Molecule: messenger RNA, 1210 nt
Organism: Drosophila gunungcola (fruit fly)
Lineage: Eukaryota; Metazoa; Arthropoda; Insecta; Diptera; Drosophilidae
Exons: 4
Coding region: 347-973 (208 amino acids)
Source: RefSeq, a predicted model, not a curated record